AUGGAGCAGGCGACGGGACCAAAGUGGAUAUUUGCAGGCGAAAGUGAGACGAUGGCAGCGCAAGAGGGCAAUGGAGUAAACGGGGACCUGGACGGCGGCAUGCAGAAGACGUUCAACCCCGUCAAGCCGCUGGACUUCAACGUGAAUUUGGCGGUUUACCGGGGCAAGGCGGGGCUCGGGGAGAGCCCUGAGCUGGCGGCGCGGCGGGGCAAAAGCUCAGGGUCGGAGGAGGAGACAGAUAGCGAGGCGAGCGGGAGCUCCAGCCGGGGGCGGGGGAGUGCAGACACGUCUAGUCUGGAGCCCCCGAAGGUGGACCGGUCGUUGACGCCUUGGCGGCUGAAGUCGUCGCCGGAGUCGAGCGGGCGGCGGCCCAAGCACAUGUCGGCGUCGUUCAUGAGCGCGCCGCUGCCGAGCCUGCCGUACGAGUACGUGUCGCCGCGGAAGCCGGUGAGCCCGGUGCUGCUGAGCAACGGCGACGCGCUGAGUUCAGGGAGUACGGCGGUGUCGACGACGGCAGAAAUCGAGCACCUGCGGCGACAGCUCACGACGUACAAGAUCAAGGUGAAGGCAUUGACGGAACUGAUAAAACAGUCGAACUACCAUGAAGAGGGCGACGCGCAGCCCAAUCGGCACCUCUACAGUCGGCUUCUUGCGGUUCUUCGAGAAAACGAUGGCGGCCGCAUGGAGGACCUCAAGGCUGCCAACGCGGAACUAGCUGAGAGUUUGGAAGAUAAGAACAAGGAGCUCAUCAAGCUCAAAGAGGAAUUGGUUUCCAACAAGCAGGACUAUGAGACCAUGUUGGAGGAGGUGAACACUUACAUGGAACACUCGGAAUCCAUCACCGAAAGCAUCAACUCCAUGCUAGCGUUGUUGCUGGCCAGCAUCGACCUUUCAGAAGAGGAAAAAAGGUCCCUGGAGAAAGCGUGCAGCCUAGGCGCAAGCUAUUUAGAUCUCAAGAUAAACAUAUUGUCCAAGACAUUGACAAAAAUGAUAGAGCAGCAUAAGGCGUCCACCACAGUCAUGGAGGCCACCGAUGCGACAGUCGUGAAGCAGGAGCUGCCUGCGCCUCUGGAGCUGGACGAGCACACAGAGGUUGCAGCCAAGGAUAUGAUUGGCUUUAAUUCUGAAAUGACCCCCGAGAUGGACACACAAUUAGAAAUUGCAAUUGAGUCUAUGCACAAGGAAUACCACACUUUCCUUCAGUCUAUCCAAGCGAAAAUGGCAGAUAACGACCAUCUGGGUGAACUUAUAGGAACGAAGCUGACAAAGCAAAAACAGCUAUUGAAUAAACUGGCCAGAAGUGUGACGGAUGCUGAAUCUUUUAAUGGAGCCACCCUGCCGGGUGCGAAGGGUGACCCUUAUCUGACUGCUCUGGAUGAUCUCACAACACGUGCAAGCAGAGAUCUUUCGAGGUCUUACCAGGAUCAUAUCGAGGCGCUUAAGAAUAUGCUGGACAGAUACAAAUCUGAACUCCAUGACAAGGAUCAGGAACUUGACGAGCUAAAAGAUCGCCUCAGACGUGCUCAAAAACAUGACGCUUCGGACGAUAUAGAACGCCAACUAAAGGACCAGGAAAUAAAGCACCAGGAACGCAUUGCACAGCUUGAAACUAAAAUUUCUGAGCUUAAAGCGGACUUGAAAGUGGCUAGCGCUGACAAGAAAUCACUACAGCAGCGAAUUGUACAACUAAAUAAUAAUUUAAAGUCUGAACUGGAAGCGAAGGCGGAAGAAAUUGAAGCCGUAAGGAAGUCGCUGAAUUUGGCCCAGCGCAAGUCCUCCAUGUAUCUGGACGAAAACCAUACACUACAGCAGAAAUUACAUGAAUUGGAAGAAGAGCAUACAGCGAUCAUGACCGAAAAUUACCGACUAAAGCAAAAGCUCUCUAACCUUAAACAUGGCUACGACUCUAAUGAAUUUGAAUUGGCGAACAAUAGGAUUAAAUCACGCAUGAUAGAUCACCUGCGGAAGAUGUUUGGUAUAUUUGAGAGUAUCCUUCAACAGGACUCCAUUGACCAAGCUAUGAAGAAAUUGGACAGCAUCGAUAAGGGGUACACAUUAUCAAACAGCAGAAGAAACCAGCUGAAAUUGGAUUCUAUUUAUAUGUUCAUCCAAAAUGCCACAUCAUCAAUAGUGGAGGAACAUGUAAAGCUGCUGUUAAAGGAAAAGGACAGAAGAAUCAAACGUCUAUCCCAGGUGUCGCAGGGCUCGGAUGAAUCAGAUACAUUUGAUCAGCAUUCAAAAUUAAUGAUAGAAGAGCUGACGCGGAAAUGGUACACAGAACGCGAACGUAGGAAAUUAGAAUCAGACGCAGCCGUGGAUAGAAUUCGUUCACUUGAAGAAGAAAAUGUACAGCUUCGCGAAAGAUUAAGGAGAGUAGACAUGCUUUAA
Molecule: messenger RNA, 2388 nt
Organism: Eremothecium gossypii ATCC 10895
Lineage: Eukaryota; Fungi; Ascomycota; Saccharomycetes; Saccharomycetales; Saccharomycetaceae
Gene: SPC72
Product: gamma-tubulin complex subunit SPC72
Exons: 1
Coding region: 1-2388 (795 amino acids)
Source: RefSeq, marked provisional